This is a messenger RNA of Leptosia nina, 121 nucleotides long. NCBI's taxonomy places the organism in Eukaryota, Metazoa, Arthropoda, Insecta, Lepidoptera, Pieridae. The record is from the annotation of a GenBank genome assembly.
AUGGAGCAAAGGACGCUGAGUGGUCGCUAUUCGCAAGGAGAGAGAGCCAGAUCGUCGACGGCGAGGCGUCCUGUGCGUCAGCACAGCCCCACCGGUGGGGAGAAUGUGCCUCAGGGACAGC